This is a messenger RNA of Dendronephthya gigantea, 519 nucleotides long. RefSeq lists its product as uncharacterized. The transcript has a single exon. The coding region runs from base 1 to 519 and encodes 172 amino acids. The record is from RefSeq and is a predicted model, not a curated record. NCBI's taxonomy places the organism in Eukaryota, Metazoa, Cnidaria, Anthozoa, Malacalcyonacea, Nephtheidae.
AUGACAAAGCUUGGCAAGUUAGACAUUACUGACAGCCGCAUGAAAUCUGUCGAGCAAGAAUUGAAGGAAAUGAAGCAUUCACUUGAGUUUGUCCAUGCCGAAGUUAGAGAGCUCAAGGAAGAAAAUGAAAAGCGUAAGAAGAGCGACGAUGAGACGCAGCAAAGACUACGAAAGCUAGAAGAAAUUAACACUGAUUUAAAUAAUCGCGUCAUUGACCUACAAGCAAGGUCAAUGCGCGAUAAUUUGAUUUUCUAUAACGUGCAAGAAAAUGACGAAGAAAACUCGACUGAGAUUGUUCACAGUCUAUUGGAAUCUCAUUUUAAAAUCCAAGAUGCGAAAUCCAUAAAGAUUGACCGUGCGCAUAGAAUGGGAAAGAAGCAGCGAGGUGCAACGAAGCCACGUACCAUUGUAGCGAAAUUCAAUUAUUUUCCAGACAAGGUGCGCAUAUUGGCCAAUGCGAAGAAUCUCAAGGGUACAAAUAUUGGGGUUUCCGAACAGUUCCCUCAAGAAAUUGUCUAG